Molecule: messenger RNA, 8778 nt
Organism: Chelonus insularis
Lineage: Eukaryota; Metazoa; Arthropoda; Insecta; Hymenoptera; Braconidae
Gene: kmr
Product: kramer
Exons: 9
Coding region: 936-8039 (2367 amino acids)
Source: RefSeq, a predicted model, not a curated record
UCGCGCCUGGAUCGUUGCGUCGUGAGUGUCUAGUGUUUUCUUAUUUAAAGGAAAUAUUUAAAUAAUGUCUUUUACAUUUUAAUACAUUUUUGAAUGAUAUUUAAAUUUUUCCAACAAAUUAUCUGCUCGAGUUAUUUUAGAUUGAAGCUUUUUAAUGUCAAAUAAAUCAAGCUGUUCAUUUUUGUAGUGUACUUCAGUGUGUUAAUCAGAUGUGUAUGCUUAUAAUGGUUGCAUAAUUAAAUUGCGUAAAUAGGAGAUUAAGUUGCUGUGAGUCGACCUUUCUCGCGUGUGCAUUGUGAAUCGCGUGCGACGAUCCAUCUGAUUUUUGCGGCGUGUCUUGCUUAAUAUAAAUCCUGGGAAAAUUUACCUAUGUAUGUAGACAUACAAUAUAUACAUCUUCCGCUUGAGUGCUACUUGUAAAGUAAUAACGUGCUCCGGUGAAUGUGUUUUAUAAGGCUGUUAUUAUUAUUUAUCAUUUCCAUUGGAAGUAUCUUGAAAGCUUUGAGCCGACAAUUGUAAUAGCCGGCACAUAGUGAAAGUUUCAUUUUCAUGACGGAAAUUAAUUUAUAUAUUGUUGAGUACAUGUGAUUCACACCACGUGGGUCGGAUUCAAUUAUAUCAGGUCUAGUUAUUUUUGUAAAGUUAAGCUGGAUAAUUUCAAGAUCGAUUGGAAGGGAAAUCGGUCGGACGAUCGAUAUAAUAAUAUCCUGGAAGAACUCGUGUUUAGUGAGCAUUCACCGGCACAUUGCCAUCAUCUGGGGACAUUGUGUAGUCCACUGAGGCAUUGCAGCAACAGCUACCCUUUGAGUCAAGGCCAUAGUCAUGAUCGAACACUGCCCUCACGUUGUACACCACCUAGGACUACUUACCCUCUAUCACAUGGCUGUGCUUUGCAUUCGAGGCUCGACCAGCCGGUGACCAGUUCAACAUCUGCCAUGGACGACAAAAAAGUUGUCCAGGCUGCACCAGCAGCAAACUCUGGCCAGCAAGCACGAGUUAAGAAUAGCUUGGAUGGUUCAGGAGUUGUUGCAUCGAUUUCAGGAGCAAGGAGACGAAGUGGACCCCAAGGUUUACGUUCACCAGCAGCUAAGAGGCCACUGUCAGCUCCGGUAGCACUGCAAGGAUGGCUACACAAACAAGGUUCAGAGGGGCUCAUGCUUUGGAAGAAACGAUGGUUCGUUUUGUCGGAGUAUUGUCUUUUCUAUUAUAAAGGUCCAGAAGAAGAAAAGCUACUGGGUUCCAUUUUACUACCUUCCUAUCGGAUAACUGUAUGUAAACCUGAGGAUAAGGUCAAUAAGAAGUUCGCUUUCAAAGCAGAACAUGCAAACAUGAGGACUUACCACUUUGCUGCUGACACUAGAGAGAGUAUGAAUCAGUGGGUAAAUGCUCUUACACUGGCGUCACUCUUACAGGAUCCCAAUCCAAUAAAAUUUUGCAGAAGCAGAGAAGAGCCUCCUGUAGCAUUGGAAAUCGCAGGACCAGCUGAUGAAGUUGGAAGUGCCAGGCCAAGUGUUUCUUCAAUAUCGUCUAUUCUUAAUCAAAGUGCAGAUGAUAGUGAUUCUGGAUUUCACGGACUACAAUCAAGAGACGAUCCAAGUCAAUCGAAUAAUAAUUCCAGUCCUAACAGCAUCAAUACUGCUUCAUUUCCCAAUCUCAGUGCUAGUAACAGCAAUCAUGGUAUUGCUAAUAGUAUAAACAAUAAUAAUAAUCAUCAUAGUCCAGAAAAAAUAGAAGACAAUCAGCCACGACCGAUGGUUAACGGUUGGAUGCAACCUCCUCCACAAUUUAAUCAACCAAGUACCUCAUCUCAACAAUAUGGACACAUGAUGCCAAAUUCUGCUCAAUUACAACUCCAACAGCAAGCACAAAUGCAUCCACAGCAUCAAGCGUUGAUGCAUCAACGAAUGGUUCGACAGCAGCAUCAAAAUGCUAUGCAACACCAACAUCAGCAUAUGGUUCAGCAGCAACAACAAAUGCAGCAGCAAAGUGCAAGCAAUGUUCAAACCGUCCAACCGAUGCCUAGAAAUUUUGGACAACACGUUUAUGCAAAUGCCCCACCAAAACCUAGAAGACUGACUGAUGGAUCAACAGAGUAUUCUACGCCUUCUCCAGAUCCAGACUUCCGUAAAUCUCCAGUUCAACCAAACGUCAGAAUGUCCACCAAGUCGCCUAUCCCUGAUUAUGAGAGAGUUAAUUCUCUCUAUGCAUCAAGAUUAGCAACGCAAUCAACGCCUCCUAUAAGAACAGAUAAAUCAGGGUUAAAUUAUGGUUACAGUCAAAGCCAGCCAUCUGAAAGGCGGACUCCUGAUGCAUAUGGAAGGAGUGCAAAGCCAAGAAAUUCACGAGGUAAUGGAGAUUAUGAAGAUAUUUAUUCAGGUCCUCAAUUGUAUCAAAGACCACCUGGACCAGUUGGUUACAGUAAGGGCUCAGCCCCUAUUCCUAUUUCUGUUCCUAUGUAUGUACAACAACAUCAAUCAAAUCAAAUUUUUACAUCUAUUGCAUCAAAUCCACCAGUUAUGAGACAGCAAAGAGUUCAACCACCUCCACGACCGCAUAGUGCAGACUUUCUUGAGUACGAGGCUACGAGAAAGCCAAGUCCACAACCUGUCAAUCAGAAUGGAGGUAUUCCAAGCCAACAAAGGCGACCACAAAGACCCAAGUCUAGUUUAGAUGUUGUUGGCCCUUCUGAAAUUACUUCUAAUGGCGACGGAUAUUAUUACUCGGAAGAGAGAUAUGCAGCUCAAAUGCGCCAAUCGGCGGUGUACCUCCAUCAGAACCCGCAACAUCAUCAACAGCAGAGAAAUCAAUCUCUUUCCCGAGCGACAACACCAUCAAAAUCAAGUUCUCGAGUUGAAGAUCAUAAUGAAUCGAUAACGCUUAAUGAAAUUUCAUGUUCAGCUGCACGGAGGUCACCGAGAGAAUCUCAAAUAUAUAGACAACAUCCCGUAGCAACUCAAUCUCUCCAGAGAUAUCCUGAAACAAAUGAUGCGAUGGUACGAAGGUCUUUGCGAGAGCGAAAUUAUGACCCUUCAUUCCACGAUUCUUUGAUCCACGGUGAAGGAGGAACAGUUCCACGGAGAAUACAACGUGACUAUGAAUCUUCUCCGUUGGUUAACGGUAGAUUAGUAGACCCUCUUGAGUCGCAUAUGUCGCAGAGCUACCAUUCUGGUCAUUCGGGAUCUCGACGUUGGAAUGACCAGCAAUUCUCUAGGUCAGCGUCGGCUCGAUUACCGAGAACACGACAUCCAAAUGCAUCAGAUGCAACAGAGAAUGAUUAUGAAAGAGGUUUAGGUCAACCCUCUCGAGAUGGAGAGCGAAGAAUUCAACAGAGGGAAGAAUCAAUGAAACGGCUGUUGGAGUGGAAGCAGCGUAUGCUGCAGUCACCUUUGACAAGAAAACCUUCGGGAUCUGCAAAUGGGAAUACAAGGGCUCAGAGUGAGCUGUCAAGUUACUACAAACGUCAAGUACUGUUGGAUCUUGCAGCUCAUGAAGCUUCAGUUGAGGCACGUCACUCACGAAGACGAGAAGACUCUCAUCGACCUCAUGUGAGAAGCAAAAGUUCUGACGGACGUCGAUCAGUUGCUAAUGUGUCGAGGUACAACAGCUACUCCAGUGACGACGAAGAGCCUGGCGAUGUCCGGAGGAAGCGAACGCGUAGACCCUCGCACGCAGGGCGGAGCCCCCGACAGACCGGCGACGAGAAUGCUGACACUAAUCCUGGAGAUCAAGACAGUGCCAAAGGAAGAUCUAAUUCAACUCUAUCAUCAGUUUCAUUUACUUCUGCUCUAUUUGGUGGAAUUCCGCCGGAUGCCGGAUAUGAAGAGGUCAGUUUUCCGCCCCUUCAGGACUGUACCACAGAAACAAUGAAAUCAAUUAAGGACAAUGAUCUCAUUGUUAAAAUACCGAAGAAGCCCGGAAUACUCAAGACUCCCUCGUCGUUUCCUAAUAGACAAAGCAAUAAAAACGAUGGAGCAAGACUGAAUACUCUCGCUGGAUAUAUUCCGGGAGAAACUUGGCAAACUACUAAAAAUGUUCAAUGGGAUUCAACGGAAGAUAAAGAAAAUUGGGACUCGAAAAUUGAUGAAAGUAAAGUUAUCAAAGAGUUUUCUUAUCAGUAUAUUAAAGCUGAAGAAGUUGAUGAAAAAAAUCAGAUUAAAGAAUCCGUAAAUCUAGUUCAAAAUAGAAUUAAAUCAUUUGAGUCGAGUAUUGAUGAAAAGGCAUCAGUUAAAGAAAUCAUAUCAAUGCAAGAUCCUUUGAAACUAUCACCUCCACAAGCUACUGAAGCUCAUGUAGCUAAAGUUGAAUUAUCACGACAAGGUAAUUUAAAUAUUCGUGAAUUCGCACUUGGUAAUGGUAAUCAUGGAAAUAUUAAUAAAGUUAAUGAAAUGAAAAAUGAAGAAAAACCAAAUGAUACAAGUAAAUCAGUCAAGGAUUUGCUUGCAGACUUUGAAAGAAAAUCUCAACAGGUUAGACAUCAAGAAAAUAGUCGACGUGAAGAAAUAAAACAUCGAGGAGUUUUUAGUGAUACAGAAACAUUGUUAUAUGAUACUGGAAGUGAUCUUGAUCAAUUGGAUAAAAGUGAAGAAGAAGUUGAUGAAAGAAAAAACGUAGAACAGAAACAACUUCAUGAGAAUAGUGUUGAAAAAAGUCUUUGUGAUAAAAAAGAAAUUAAAGGAGCUUUUAAAGAAACUUUUCAUUCUCAAGAAACAAUUGCUGGACUAAGUAUAGAUGAGACUCCUGAUGCUUUUGCACGAUUAAGCAUGACUGAAUCUAUGGUGACUCACGGAGAUGAAUUAUCGACAAAAGGAGAUGAUAGUCCCGAACCGAAAAUUGAAGAUAUUAAUCCAGAGGACCAUUAUCUUCCAAUGUCACCACGAAAAGCUAUUUUAGAUCCAAAUGAUGAUGACAGACCUGAUCCCAAAAUGAUGAAGAGUCUCUUUGCUAAUUUACGUCAUGAGGAAAGCUCUUAUGUUGAAAUGACGCAGAAUGGAAUUAGUCAUUCACUUUUAGCACCAAAUGAAAACGAUAAUAAACUCGAUUCUGGUGAUUAUUCUACCUUAGAUGCAUCACACUAUGAAUUUGUUUGUGUCGCUGAUAAUAAAAUGGAGCCUGUUUAUAUGGAAUUGAAUCAACUUGCUGAAAAAGAAGAAAAAGAAAGUGUUGAAAAGCCUGCGAAGAAAAAAGAUUCAAGUGAAAAUAAUCAACGACCAGCUCGUACAGAUCUUCCAGAUAUUCUUACAACAUUAAAAUCAGAUAGCUCUGAUGCUGAUGAUGAAUCUUCUAGAGAUUUAGAUUCUAUCGAUGCACCAAGACAUCCUCGAUUUAGUUUAUCUGAUACCUUCAGGCCUGCUUCGUAUUAUCUGGGAGCAAGUAGAACUCUUAUAGCAGAAUUACACGAUUCCUCCGACAGCGAAUUAGUUUCUCCACCUCCGAUACCAACUUCUCCGCCUCCAAUGGAUGAUUUAGAUUCCUUAGACAUGCAAGAGACUUUGGAGGUAAAAAAAUGCUCACCUCAAGUUCCAGUUAAUCGAGAUUCUACAAGAUCUUCUCCUAAAUCAUGGAAUAAAGCAACUGGCCAAGUUGAAACUCCACGACCACCUUCAAGAUUCUCAGAAGCUACAAUAAGUUCUACAUUUAGAGAUAGUCGUAUUUCGCUUGAAAGUGCAUCUGGAAGCGAUUCUUUAGAACUACGAAACCCCGAUGAAGAAGCUCGUCACAGGCGAAUGAAGAGACGACCAGUAAGCGAUGAAGUCUGCGAAGUUUUAGAUAGUCUUGAUGAAUUGGAAUCACUUGGAAGUCGAUUUGACGGUGCAAGUAUUGACCUUGAUCAAUAUCUUGAAGAACUUCAAGCACGAGAUGCCUUCAACUUAGUAGAUCUAUACGCUAAAGAUUUAAGUUACAAUAGGAUCUACGGACUUAACGAGAAUAUGUUGGUCACUGAUAAAAUCCAAAAGACAACGUCCCAAGAGAUGUCAAAGAUAAGUCUUAACCCUAGUACUUUAGACCAACCAUUUCACUACAAUUCUCGAACAAAAACAAGCUCAGUUUCUUCUUUACCAUCGAUAAGAGUCAGCGAUAAACCCAGUCCCAGUCAUCAACACUCACAAUCAUUUACGGGGGAUGCUCAUUACGAGAAUGUAGCAAGAUUCUCACCAGUUAGAAGCUCGCCAGCAGUUCGAUCGGAAGGUGAACUAAUGAAGGAAGACUUCAGGUGCCAAAAAAACCAAGCUCAGCCACAUAUAUCUCACACUAGAGACUCUAGUUAUCCCAUGACAACUCCUGGAGGAUCUAACGCAAUUUCUGCUAGUUAUCAGAGGCCUAAUAGUGCUUUAUCAAUGCCAAUGGCUUCUCAAGUGAAUUCAAUAAUUUCAGGAAGUCAUACAAACUCGUAUUGUCCACGUGGUCAAUCACCUUAUAACGAUCAAAGGACUCGUAAUCAUUCUAGAUCAGCUAGCCAAGAUUCUGCUAGGUAUUCUUUAUCACCUAAUCAUCAAUCAUCAUCAAGCCAAGACUCUAAUCAUAUUUCAUCGUCGUCUGUUGCUAAAACUACUACUCAAAAUACAAGAAAUUCUCCGAGAGCGUAUUUGAAUCAAAGUAAUAAUCAACAAAAUGAAGAAAAUGAUCAAUCGGGGGCACCAUAUUAUUAUUCAGAUCUACAAGUAGCUGUAAGUGGAGCUGAGAAGCCGCCAUCAAGACCAGCACAAACUUUAAUUGCUCAUACAUCUCGACUACCUCAAUUAAAUAACCAACGAGAUGAUUCUUCGGGAUUAAACAAAAGAAAUGAUAUUAGUAGACUUGUGAAUCCCAUUAACAGACAAAUGCCUCGGAGAAUUGAAGUAGAAGACAUUGAUGAAGCUAGAAGAAUUGCAGCAGAAUUAAGAAAGACAUCAAGUCAAUUUUUGGCCGACACUAAAUCAAGAUUAGUAGAUAAGAGAAAUUUUUAUGAAUCAGAUACUUUAAGACGAGUCAAAUCUACAGAUCCACUAUCUGAUGUACCUCUACCUGAUGUAAGUACAAUAAACUUGUAUCCUCAUGGACUCAGAGAUAAAUCCGGAAGUCAAACACAAUUAGCAACUGGUGAAUCUAUUCAAGAAGUAUCGCAAGCAAUAGUCCAGCCCUCUCACAGAAGAUCUAGGUCAUUAGAAGGACUUUUAGAUGAUGUUGGUUUACAAAAUCUAGUAGAACAACGUAACAGAGCUAACAGAGUGUCCUCAGUACCUCCUACAAACACCCAAGUAGAGAAUAAUAGCUCUCGACAAUCAACAUUCUCUCGAAUUAAUUCAGAGGAACCCUUUGAAGGUGAAGAAACGUGGGAGCAGGAUACUUUAUGGAGAGAGAGUCUUAGAAGAGUAAGUCUUCGCCAUGCCAGGUCUUUAGAUAAUUUAGACAGCCCAGGAAGAUCUGGUGAAGUUCCAAAUGAUACUAAAGCUCGUCCAAAAAUUACUCGAGGUGCUACUUACGUUAAUGAAGCUAUUCUGCAACGUUUAACUUCACCGGAAGACAGUCAAGAACGACCAAGAGUUAAAAGACGAGUAGAAGUAAACGAAAGUGAAGUAAAUCAAGAAGACGAUGGAGCUUAUGAAUCUCUUGCUAUGGAUAGAAGUGCUGGAGGGUACAUUUGGAAUCCAACUGAAAAUGAAUCAUUCAGACAAUCAAGUCAAACAAAUUCAAGUAAUUUUUUAGACCAAGGCAACCUUCCCCAGACUCAUCAGCAAACAGAAUCACGCUCAUUCGAGUUCGAUCGCGAGAAGUUACGUCAAUGGGAUCUUCUGUCGAGUGCUUGUUUACUCCAAGAACAACAACGCACUUCGAUGGCAGAGUCAGGGAGAGGGUUGCCAGAGCGUCGCAUCUUACAUGAUGGUCAAGAUGAUGUGUCAACAAUGAUAAUGAUGAUGGAGGAGGAGAGAAGGAUACGAAAAAUAAGGACAGAGUGUAGUGGUAACAAGGUUGAGAUGAUUGAUGGAGAAAAGUCAACUGAGGAGAAGGAGAAUGGCAGAGGUGAGUGGCACUUUGGGACUGGUGCUGGGUUCAGGAAGUAAACAUGACGUUCACCCAAGCCGGGUUCCAACAUAGUCCCUUGCCUCAGCCUUCUCACUGAUUUUGUAGAAAACUGCCAGGACAUUCGUCAACAUAACGAGACUUUAGUUUUUAAAUAUAUAACGGACCGAGUUCCAACUCGUUUUUUUUGGACAGUUUUUGUUUUAUUAUUUUUCAUUCACAGGAAAGUCUCGUUUUUACAGUACAUUUAACAGUUGAUCUUAACGGAUUCGAGUUGGAACGCGGCCUGGGUAAUUUGCCAGUCGAUGUGUCUCUAAAAUAGAUUUUCUAUACAUAAUACAUUAUAUACAUACAUAUAUAAUAAUUGCGAAUUUUUCAUGAACUGCAACUGACUUAUAAGCGUCAUGACCGUAUCAAAAAAUUGAACUAAAAACGAAUGCGAAGGCAAGUUGCCAGCUAAAGCGUUUAUAAAAGUUUUAAAAGCUGAAUAAUUUCAGCUUCAGAAAAUAGUUGACUGACAACGACUCCAGAUGUAUUUUUCUCUUUUAAUUUUUGUAUCUGAAUAUUACACUCAUUGUCUUGGAUACUUAGACUGAAGAGUGGACUGAAAUUUUGUUAAAAUUAAGCUUGGUCAGCGUUAAUUAAUUUUUUUUUUUUUGUACAUAAUAGUUGUUAUUAUAUUAUCAUUAGUCUGAUUUUAACUAGAUCAAUCUUAUGUUUUUUUUUUUACAAUGCAUAUUAUUUUUAAAAUAUUUUAUUAUUAUCAGUUACUCUAUUUUU